Messenger RNA from Mesorhabditis belari, 951 nucleotides. NCBI's taxonomy places the organism in Eukaryota, Metazoa, Nematoda, Chromadorea, Rhabditida, Rhabditidae. The record is from the annotation of a GenBank genome assembly.
AUGCCCGACUUUUCCUCGGAGAUGGUCAUCGAAAACGUUAAACGAUUUUGGCCAUGGGUCUUGAUUCCUGCGGGACUCUACGUCAUUCCCAAUCUUCUAUCGGCUCUUGUCCCCGGUCCGCACAGAAAGCCAAAGCUCAACUUCAAGGAUAAAACCGUUUUGAUUACAGGAGCUUCUACUGGUCUUGGGCGUGCUCUAGCCUUUGAGCUCUAUGCACGCGGCGCGAAACUAAUUCUAACGGCGAGGUCGAUCGACAAAUUGAAAGAAUUGUGUGAGGAAUUGAAAGGAUCAAAGAUCAAGAACCGACAUGAACCUGUGUACAGAUACUUGGACAUUUGUGAGCCAUCGGAUUUGGAGAAACUAGUGGACCUCUCUUUGGACGGAAAGACGAUCGAUGUGCUUGUGAACAACGCGGGACUCUCGAAUCGCGGUCCGGUCUCUGAAACGCCAAUGUCAGUACACCGUCAGGUUAUGGAGGUCAACUAUUUUGGGCACAUUGAAGUUACUCGAGCGCUACUUCCUUACAUUCCAGACACAGGUUGUAUCAUCGUGACAAGCAGUGUUCAAGGACGAAUUGCCGUGCCAUAUCGAAGCGCUUACUCAGCCAGUAAACAUGCUAUACAGGGUUUCUUUGACGCUCUACGAUGCGAAGAGCGACACGAUUUGCAAAUUCUCAUGGUCUCUGCUGGUUAUAUGAACACGGGUUUUGGAUCAAAGGCUCUUGACACUUCCGGGAAACCUGUACAAAAAGAGGAUGCUGAUCAAGCGAAAGGAUACACCGCCGAAUAUUCUGCACAACGAGUUGUCGAUGCUGCCGAAAAUAGAGAAAUCGAGCUGAUUCUAGCGCCGUUUUCGAAUCGAAUUGGCAUCUUUUUGAGAUGGUUAUGGCCAAGUCUUUUCUACUUCUUUAUGUACAAACGAGGACUCAAGGACGAAUAUGGAAAAAAGAAA